AGGGGCCUACAAGAAACGAAAAGAAGGUGUUUGUUGCCCUUAUGCGUUUUAAACUAUUCCCAGCACACCUGGGGCUAUAAUUUUCAGUAAAUGGGAGCGAAUACGUAGUUUUUAUCGAUGCUGCAGAUGUGGACGUGAAGAUGCUGCUGUCUGCAGCCUGCAGUGAAACAGGAGAAAUGUCUGCAGCAGCCAGCAUCCAUGCACAACGUGUCCUGUCCUCAUUAAACCAGCAGAGGGCAGCAGGAAAAUUUUGUGAUGCAGUGUUGAAUAUAGGAGGAGGAGUGGUCCACUUGGCCCAUCGAAACAUCCUGGCCUGUUUCAGUGAACUUAUCCAGCAGCCUGACAUGCAGACGCCUCCCUACACAGAGUUCUGCCUCCAGGAGUGCCCGAAUGAUGGUCUGGAGCUGCUCCUGAACUUUGUCUACACCGGAGAGCUGAAGUUGGACCCUGAAAACUUGGACAAGGUGCAGCAGGCAGCAGUCAGCCUGAGUGUCCCAGAGGCAGUCACACUCUGUCAGCAGUUUAGGGAAACAUCUGUGAACCCUGCUCCUGGGAAGAGAAGAAGAGGAAGGCCUAGAAAGUCUGCACAGGAUGCGACCCCAUCUUGUUUGGUUAAAGAGGAGAACUUCAUCACAAAUACUAAAGAAGAGCCCAGCUAUGACGCUGCUGCUGCCAGUUCAGGCACCUCCACUAUCACUACCACACGCUCUGGUCGGUUAGUGAAGGGUCCAAGGCGACUAGUGACUGAUGAAAGCCCUCAUACUGACUCUACAUCACUAGAUAAAGGCAGCAAGAACACUCUGAUUGCUCCCAUAGAGAGAGAAGGGGGUGAAGCUUUGGAAAACCAAAGUGUUGAAAUUGAGGUAAUAGAGCUGCAGAUCGACUUAAAUGCAAAGGACGUUUGCCAGGUAGCAGAGGAAGCAGCAGAAGAUGACGAUGAGGAUGGAGGGGAUUUUGAGGCGAUGAAUGACGAUGCAGAUGAGGAGUACAUCCCCACUGCAGAGCCAAGCUCUUCAGCUUCAUCUACAUCAGCACUACGAAAACGCAGGCCUGUGUGUAAAGCAGAGAAAAAUGAGAACGGUGAGGCCGUGGAGGAAGACUCAAAGAAGGAUUGUGUGCAGUGUCCCAUCUGUGACAAAUCCUUCAAGAGCAAAUACUAUCUUAAAGUCCACAACAGGCGACAUACAGGGGAGAGGCCGUUUGGGUGUGUUAAAUGUGGAAAAAGGUACUUCAGGAAGGAGAAUCUUUUGAUACACGAGGUCAGAGACUGCACCAAAGUACAGACAUACACCUGUGUGACGUGCUCAGCAAUCUUUAAAGGAAAAGAAGAGCUCCGUCUGCACAUCGUCAGCCACACAGGGAACAUGCCCUACAAGUGUGCCACGUGUUCUGAACAGUUCAUGAACAAGAAGAACCUGAUGACUCACAUGAUGAAGGUCCACGGUCACCCCAAACCCAACGCAUGCCCCCAGUGUCCUAAAACCUUCCUGACAAAGACGGAGCUGCGGGUGCAUGAAGCUGCCAAACAUCGAGGAGAAAAGCCGUUUGUGUGUGAGGAGUGUGGCCAUCGAGCGUCCAGUCGAAAUGGCCUGCAGAUGCAUAUCAAAGCCAUUCACAGAAACGAGCGUCCUUUUGUGUGUACCAUAUGCAGCCAUGCCUUCUCCCAGAAGAACAACCUAACUAUGCACCUGCGUAUACACAGUGGAGAGCGGCCUUACCAGUGUCAUCUAUGUGGAAAAACCUUCAGGACACAAGCCAGUCUAGAUAAACACAACCGGACACACACUGGUGAGCGUCCGUUUAGCUGUGAUGUGUGUGAGCAGCGUUUCACAGAGAAAGGAGCUCUCCUCCGACACAAGGCCAGCAAGCACGAGGAGGGACGGCCACACUGCUGUCACAUCUGUGGGAAAACCUUCAAAGCAAAGGAGCAGCUUCGAGUUCAUCUGCGCCGCCAUAAAGGCAUGAGGAAGUUUGAGUGUAACGACUGCGGCUACAAGUUCACUCGACAGGCUCACCUGCGACGUCACGUUCAAAUCCACAAACGCACCGAGAACUACAACCCGAGGCAGAGGAAGCUGAGGAACGUGAUUGUGCAGGAAGUGGACAGGUGUCCUUUAGAAGAUCCCUCUCUGACGGAGGAAGCGGACUACAACCCUGAAACCGACAGUGUCCAGGAAUCCUCACACCCAGAGCCGGACUCUGGUCUCAGUUCUAGCUGCAUAGUGAGGGUUGUGAUCGCACCGAGGGAUGCGGUGAUGGAGGAGGUGGUGUCCAAUCAGAACCUGGGACACAUGGAGGCAGCAGACGGUUUCUCUGUGCAGGAAGUGUUGCAGCAGACCCAGCUAGGCGAUGAGUACCAGUCCACGAUAGAUAUGGAGGGAAUGGUUGAGAAUAUAGCAGGGAGUAAGACCUGAAGACUGAAGACCAGAGACUGAAAGCAGCUCAGAAUGACAAAAAAUUACAUGAGAAGCACUCACAUUAGUCACAAGAUUAUUGUGCUUGUCAUUAAAAAUUAGGCCUUACGGAUAAACAAGGAUGACUAUUUAUACUCUUGACUAGUGAAGGAAGAGUUGCAACAAUUUCUCCCUCUAUAGAUAAAACAUGAAAUAAAGUGCAUGUUUCAUACAGCUGCUUGAAUGUGAAUGGUCAUGCUUGACAUGCUUUUAAACAGCCGCUUUUAUUCAUGCUCCUACAGCUGCUGGCAUCUCUCAAGAUCAUUUUGUUUUGAAGUCUAAAAUAUUAAAAUCAUCAAGUGCCACUCAGA
Cheilinus undulatus (humphead wrasse) is the source of this 2764-nucleotide messenger RNA. It is a transcript of the gene zbtb48, whose product is annotated as zinc finger and BTB domain containing 48. NCBI's taxonomy places the organism in Eukaryota, Metazoa, Chordata, Actinopteri, Labriformes, Labridae. The record is from RefSeq and is a predicted model, not a curated record. The transcript is spliced from 11 exons. Gene Ontology annotation, cellular component: nucleus. Gene Ontology annotation, molecular function: protein binding. The coding region runs from base 141 to 2414 and encodes 757 amino acids.